This is a messenger RNA of Magnolia sinica, 2167 nucleotides long. RefSeq lists its product as uncharacterized. Bases 104 to 2008 code for a protein of 634 amino acids. Gene Ontology annotation, molecular function: oxidoreductase activity; zinc ion binding. Gene Ontology annotation, cellular component: mitochondrion. Lineage: Eukaryota; Viridiplantae; Streptophyta; Magnoliopsida; Magnoliales; Magnoliaceae. The transcript has 18 exons. The record is from RefSeq and is a predicted model, not a curated record.
AGUGCAAAGCAAAUGACGAAUAUACUACCAUUUUGAAGUAUAUGGAAUUAUCUUUUCUUCUUCAUUUUGCAGGACGCUUGAAACCCCAGAGAGAGAGAGAGAGAUGGAGCUCAGACCUGGACUAUCAGCUCUGAUCACAGGCGGAGCCUCUGGAAUCGGUAGAGCUCUUAGUUUGGCUCUUGCAAGGAAAGGAAUUUUUGUGACUGUUGUUGAUUUCUCUGAAGAAAGGGGGAAAGAAGUUGCUUCCCUCAAUGAAAAGGAAAAUGCAAAGUUUCAUUCAGAUUUAAAAUUUCCCUCUGCUCUGUUUAUUAGAUGUGAUGUAACUAAUACAAGGGAUGUGGCUGCUGCUUUUGAGAAGCACGUUCAGACAUAUGGAGGAUUAGAUAUCUGUAUCAAUAGUGCUGGUAUUGCUAGCUCUGUAGUAUUUUAUAAUGACAAAACUGAUGGCGAAGGUUCAUGGAGACGGGCUGUUCGUGUGAACCUCAUUGCGGUUAUUGACUGCACUCGCCUUGCGAUUCAAACUAUGCAAACUGCAGGAAAGCCUGGUGUAAUCAUAAACAUUGGGUCUGCUUCAGGUCUUUAUCCAAUGUACGGUGACCCUAUAUACUCUGCUACCAAAGGCGGUGUCGUUUUAUUUACCAGAUCACUUUACCCCUAUAGGCGUCAAGGAAUUCGCAUCAAUGUGCUUUGCCCUGAGUUUGUCGACACUGAAUUGUCAGCGAAAGUAGAUCCCAAAUUUAUCCAAUCAAGUGGGGGAUUCAUACCUAUGGAAAUGGUUGUGGAUGGUGCUUUUGAGCUUAUAAAAGAUGAAAGCAAGGCUGGCAAGUGCUUAUGGAUUACAGAACGUAGAGGAAUGGAGUACUGGCCCACACCCAUGGAAGAAAGAAAGUACUUAGUAACUUCAUCACAAGCGAAACAACGCUUCUCAUAUACUACAAAAUCUAGUCUUGAAAUACCCCACACUUUCAGAAAAAUAGUUGUUCAUACCCUCAGUCACAAUUUCCGCAAUGCUACUGAAAUUGUGCAUACACAAUUAAGCCUCCCUAUCAAGCCACAUCAUGUUGUUGUCAAAAUCAUAUAUGCAGGCGUCAAUGCUAGUGAUGUAAAUUUUUCAUCUGGGCGUUACUUCAGUGGCGGGAGUAAAGAUAUAGCCUCACGUCUUCCAUUUGAUGCUGGUUUUGAGGCUGUUGGCUUGAUUGCUGCGGUAGGGGAUUUGGUCAAUGACCUGAGAAUUGGCACUCCUGUUGCAAUCAUGACUUUUGGAAGUUAUGCUGAAUUUACAAUGGUUCACAAAAAACACAUUCUUCCGGUGGCUAGACCAGAUCCAGAGGUUGUGGCUAUGCUGACAUCUGGACUGACAGCAUCUAUUGCUUUGGAGAAGGCAGCACUGAUGGAUUCUGGAAAGGUAGUUCUUGUUACAGCUGCCGCAGGGGGGACAGGACAAUUUGCAGUUCAGCUUGCAAAAUUAGCAGGAAAUAAGGUGGUUGCCACUUGUGGAGGUGAACAAAAGGCUGCACUUUUGAAGGCAUUGGGAGUCGAUCGUGUCAUAGAUUAUAGGAAGGAAGAUGUCAAAUCUGUUUUGAAGAAGGAAUUUCCAAAAGGUGUGGAUAUCAUCUACGAAUCUGUUGGUGGAGAAAUGUUUGACCUAUGCUUAAAUGCAUUGGCUGUCUAUGGACGCCUCAUUGUCAUUGGGAUGAUUUCUCAGUAUCAAGGAGAGCAUGGGUGGCAGCCUUCGAACUAUACUGGACUGUGUGAAAAGAUUCUGGCAAAAAGCCAAACUGUGGCGGGAUUUUUCCUGGUCCAAUAUAGUCACCUUUGGAAAGAGCAUCUGGAUAGGCUUUUCGAUCUGUACUCUUCAGGAAAACUCAAGGUGUCCUUAGAUCCCCGGAAAUUCUCGGGCAUCAGUUCUGUUGCAGAUGCAGUCGAAUAUCUCCAUUCUGGUAGAAGCCAAGGCAAGGUUGUCGUGUGCAUUGAUCCAACCUUUGAUCAACAACCAUCAAAAUUAUAACUAGGUGAUGCAAUCAUGUGCUUUGUCUCAAUGACUAUUGACAUUUGCUAGACCCACUUGGUUGAAAAAAAUAAAAAAAAGUCAAAAGAGAAAAUUUGUGUUCUAAUGGUGUUUGGAAUAUGAUACUAAUCAAUGCCCAAUGUGAAUCUCUUGUGCUAA